UAAUCAGGUCUGUAAUCAGUCUUCCUUUUAACAUAUUAAUGGAGCAGUAGAGACAAAAAUAAGGAAGAUUUCAUCCUUCAAACCAAGGACUUGCCAUGUCUUAUCAUUACAAUGAAACCUUUGAAAAUCCAGACUAUCACUUCUCAGAGACACUGGAAAUUGAUAGAAGGGGGAGUUCUCAAAAGAAUCCAUUUUCUUACCAAACUCCUCAUGAUUCAUCUCAGUCUGAUUACUAUGGAGAGCGCAGAGGGAGGGAGCAGAACUACCCUGUGGCCAUCCCAAUGGCUUCCCUGGGACCUGGAUCUGACUGCAGCCAGGAUUUACCCAGCACAAGUCCAUAUGGGAAUUUCACAGGCAAUCUUUCCUUUGAGCCUGAGCCAGAACUGACUUACACCCCACAUUCUACCUCCCAUAUGCUGGAUUAUCCCUACACUCAUGGAAUUUCCAGUGGAUCAGAGGACAGCUUCAUUCGGAGACGCAACCGAAGACCACCUGAUGACAUCUUCAUGACUUCCUCCAGCAUGCUUGAAACAGAUCCAAUGUGCAGGGAAGAGGAAGAUUUAAUUGGAAGUCUUGCAAGUAUGUCCACCAAUGAAAGGAUUAAAGCAAUCCAGAAGAUGCCAGAGACCAUGAGAAAAAAGAGAGAGAUCAGAAACAAAGUUCUGAAAGAAAUAACCAAAAAAUCAAGGCAUCGUGGAGCUCAGUGUACACAGGGAACAUGGGGAGUGUCAUUUGGGCGAUUUGGAAAUACCCUUUCAGAAUAUUUUCACCAACUGCGGCCAUGGCACAAGACUCUGAAGAUCAUUGGUGCUGAGUUUGGAACAAGUGUUCUUUCUUAUUUUGUUUUCUUGAAGUGGCUGCUAAAUUUGAACAUCUUCUCAUUCCUCAUAAACUUUGGUUUCAUCACAAUUCCUCAGUUCCUUGCAGCAGAACCAAAUAACCUUUCAUUCACGGGCCUGGAGCUGCUCACUGGAGCUGGUUAUUUUCAACAAACAGUGCUCUACUAUGGCUUUUACACCAAUGCUACAAUCAGUAAAGUGGAGAAUGGUCCAUCUUACAACAUGCAGCUGGCCUAUAUUUUCACUGUUGGAAUAUAUUUUGUCAUCUGUUUUCUUAUCUUGUUGUUCAGCAUGGCAAGAUUCUUCUCCAGGAACUUUGUUAAAUUAACAAAGGCAUUCUCUGUGAAUGCCAGCAAGCUGCUCUGUACUUGGGACUUCAAUAUAACUAAUGAAAAAGCUGUGAAGCUGCAACAAAAGAAUCUCCUCACACAAAUAAAGCUGUUUAUGAAAGGGUAUAGCAAUGAUCUACAGAGACAAACUGCCAUGUUGGUGCUACCUGUGAUUGUAUCUCUCCUCAACACAUUGAUCCCAUUCUUCUUCUCCUGGCUUGGGUACCUGGAGAAGUUUCAGACUCCUGGACAGCACAUAUAUGUCACUAUUAUCAGAAAUAUCAUCCUGAAAAUCUCAAUUGUUGGAAUACUGUGCUACUACUGGCUGAACAUCGUGGCUACCUCAGAGUCACAGUGCUGGGAAACUUUGGUUGGCCAAGAUAUCUAUCGUCUUGUUCUAGUUGACUUCAUAUUUUGUUUGCUUGGCUCUUUCUUUGGAGAGUUUUUACGAAGAAUUAUUGGAACUACAGUCUGCAUGAACCUGGGGCUGCCAGAAUUUGAUAUCGGACGAAAUGUUUUAGAUUUGAUCUAUGCACAGACUUUGACCUGGAUUGGUAUCCUGUUCUCACCUCUGUUGCCUGGUAUCCAGAUGAUAGCAUUUCUUAUAGUACUUUUUGUGAAAAAGGUCAGUCUGAUGAGGAAUUGCCAGCCCCCUCGCAAAGUCUGGAGAACUGCUCAAAUGACCACAUCCUUCAUUUUCCUGCUCUUUUGUCCUUCCUUCCUUGGAGUCCUGUCUGUCAUUGGAGUUACUGUCUGGAGGUUAAAACCUUCAGAAGAAUGUGGUCCUUUCAGAGGUUUGCCUUCCAUGUAUGCAGCAGUUGAUCAGUGGAUACAAAUACUGGAAAGCUACACUGUCUCAAAAUGGGUAGUGUGGAUCUACCACAAUUUAAUUUCAAGUGAACUUUUCUUCUUCAUCAUCUCUACUGUUGUACUAAUUGUUACUUAUCUUUACUUGGAAAUAAUACAAGCAAGAAAGACCAUGACCAAACUCUUACAAAACCAAAUUAUUAAUGCAGGAAAAGAUAAGAAGUUUCUACUCCAAAAGCUACGAAGAGAGCAAAGGGCAAAGAGAAGUUCAUCUGCCCUGGGAGGAAGAGGCCAGCAGAGAAGCUCCUCUUCAUACCACCCAUCCAUGCAACCUGCCCAGGAGGUGCCAGGCUACUCAGAAAGGGCAUUUGACAGAAGCCAAAACACAUCCUACCAUGAGCAUCCCUUUUCUGUUGAGAUCUCAAGCAGCAGUGACUUUCCACCAGGCGGCGAGCCCAGCCCGUCCCGGGCCGUGGCGCUCGCCCUGCGUGCCCGGGCAGCGGCGCUGGGGGAGGACAGCGAUGGCAGCGGGGGAUUCCAGCCCUAAACGGGCACGGACAGCAAUGGCAGCGGGGGAUUCCAGCCCUGGGCAGGCACGGACAGCGAUGGCAGCGGGGGAUUCCAGCCCUAAACGGGCACGGACAGCAAUGGCAGUGGGGGAUUCCAGCCCUGGGCAGCACCAAGUGAAGGCACUGCUGCAGGAAGCCAUCCUCUCUUGCACUAAUGAUAAAAGAAUCUCUCAAACAUCUUUUUUUACGUCCAAAUGGAAGGAAAAAAAUAGAAGAACAGGUUGUAAAAUGUGUCGGGACUUCGGUUUUUUACUGUGAUAGGCAAUAUCCACCUGUGGGGGCUGUUUUGCAGCAGUGGUGUUUGGUGACAGUCCCCCAGGACUGGCACCACCUCGAUGCAGUAAGGCUCCCUCCAUAGCUGGCCAUGUGUUGUUGACUAAAUAUAAGGGAACUUGUGCCUAACU
Messenger RNA from Camarhynchus parvulus, 2948 nucleotides. It is a transcript of the gene TMC5, whose product is annotated as transmembrane channel like 5. NCBI's taxonomy places the organism in Eukaryota, Metazoa, Chordata, Aves, Passeriformes, Thraupidae. The record is from RefSeq and is a predicted model, not a curated record. The coding region runs from base 96 to 2522 and encodes 808 amino acids. The transcript has 21 exons. Gene Ontology annotation, molecular function: mechanosensitive monoatomic ion channel activity. Gene Ontology annotation, cellular component: plasma membrane.